UCGUGGCCAGAGUAUCUAUUAAUGAAAAUUUAAUGGUGCACUGUAUUUCGCAACCGGGGCGCGUUUCGAGAUCCUCUACAGGCGUCACCAAUGAAAGCUCGCUUCAAGCAUCACUCGGGGACGCAGAGUCUCCGAGUCACGGAUGUUGGUCUGAUCUCGGAUAGUCCAAUAUGAUGCCACUGAAACGAAUUUGACAUUGACAGGCCCGUUGGCCUGAUAUUUUUUAUUGACAGUCAGUCUCUGGCCUUUGGCCUCCGCGGUUUUUUGUCAUUCGCGGUUUUUUUCCAGUUGCCCAGAAGAUUACUGGAGAGAUAGAUCUGGUGAUAAACUUUCAUUCUUGACCCUACAUGCCACUGGUUCUUGGCCUACGGGCCACCUUUGGUUGUCGGCCUUCAUGGUUGAUCCUGCCAGUCCCGCCAUCUAUGCUACCACAUAAAUAUCAGAACUGUGGUCUCUAUGAGUCCCUCUUCCCCGGCUAGUUAUAGAAUGGAUUACGAUUUCUGGCGAGAGCUAGCCAAUGCAUUGCAUGCAGUACAAGGAAUUGUCGAUAACCCUCAGCCUCCCUUCUACCCGCCUUCGGCUUCAGCAAAUUGGGAUGGGGGUCCGCCACCCGUGGUUACUCAGUAUCACCAUAUGGAUGGUGGACACUCAACGAGUAACGAUCAAGCGCCUGCUCUUGCUCAUCUACAUGAUGCGGGGUCUUACCAAAGUCUAUUUCCAAGUGAUAUGACUGCUGAUGAACAGUUCUCGCACAACGCCUCUUUCAGUCAUUUCCACCCUCCUCUCUUCGACGAUCCGUCUGCCAACAAUCUGGGAUUUUCUGGCAACGUCGCCGAAUCACACCCCAUUGAGGGUCACCCUCACCCGGUCCAUGACAACCAAUCAGAAUCGCACGCAUCUGGCCGCUUGUUGGUCUGCAAGUGGAAUAACGAUCACGGUCCAUGUAACAAGACUAUAGAUGAAGGAGAAAUCGCGAACCAUUUGAGGUCGUCCCAUCUCCCACGGUCUGGGUGCACCCCUGUAGUAAAAUGUCAAUGGAAGGGAUGUAAACUCCCAAACCUCAUCCGCCGAGAUACAAUCAUUCGCCACAUCCGUCAGAUUCACCUCAAAAUCAAACCUCGACGCCAGUCAUAGGCUACUUCUUCGAGUCAUAUUAUGGCUUGACUCCGUCAAUAUCCGCAGCCUUAUUUAGUCAUUAUCAAUAUGCUUCGACUGCCGUAUGAUAAUUCAUGUUUCCUGGUGAUGUUCCAUGCUAUGUCGCUUUCAAGUACAAACUCAUGUCGAUUUAUUUAUAACAUGCCUUGCCAUACUUUAUUUAACUUUCAAGCUGUUCGUCCUCAGAUAUUCUUUUCACGUAUCUGAGCGUUCAAUCAGAUAAAUCCAUUGAUAUGAUCCCUGGCUUUCCGCACUACGUUCACAAUUGACAGGUACCCCCCUUCUAUAGCUAGAAUCCGAAGCUUUAGAAUAUUACAAUAUGUAGAAUCUUGUCACCCAAUUAAAGGGUACAAUUCGCCAGGCGAGGAAUGGCCCCUAG
This is a messenger RNA of Suillus subalutaceus, 1534 nucleotides long. RefSeq lists its product as uncharacterized. The record is from RefSeq and is a predicted model, not a curated record. The transcript is spliced from 4 exons. Bases 457 to 1134 code for a protein of 225 amino acids. Lineage: Eukaryota; Fungi; Basidiomycota; Agaricomycetes; Boletales; Suillaceae.